This is a messenger RNA of Maylandia zebra (zebra mbuna), 8993 nucleotides long. It is a transcript of the gene adgrb2, whose product is annotated as adhesion G protein-coupled receptor B2. Gene Ontology annotation, molecular function: G protein-coupled receptor activity. Gene Ontology annotation, biological process: cell surface receptor signaling pathway; G protein-coupled receptor signaling pathway; negative regulation of angiogenesis. The record is from RefSeq and is a predicted model, not a curated record. Gene Ontology annotation, cellular component: plasma membrane. Lineage: Eukaryota; Metazoa; Chordata; Actinopteri; Cichliformes; Cichlidae.
UGCCCGACUGUGAGCCGCUGCCUGUGGAUACCCAUCCUAAAUGCCAGAGCAGGCAAGACUCGCAGACACGCUUUACUCCGUGACGGAGAAGAGGAGAGAAUAGAGGCAGUUAAAGGAGUAAAAAUUGUGUUUUGUUUUUUUGUUUUUUUUAAUUUUCCAUUUCUCCCCCCCGCCCCUCUCUUGUUUUUGCCCCUACUCGCUCUUCCAGCUUCAACCAAAAGAAGAGCUUCCUUGGACUUGGAGUACCGAGCAUCAGUUGAAAAUAAAGCCGCUAUCCCACUCUGCCCCUGCUAUUGCGGCGCUGUUAACUGUGAGCGCGUCCCCACACUGCUUUGGAAUAUACGCGUAAAACCAUGGAGAUUAUAUGACGUGGAUUUAUUUAUUUUUUUAAUACUACUAUUAUUAUUAUUUUAAAUUUUCUAACAAAACUGGACACCUACAAUAACGAAGUCCUUCUUCUUUCAUUUCACCAUCGCAUUAUUAUUUUUUGCGUUGUUCUGUUCUGUUCUUUCAUUUGAUCUGUGGAUGCUUUUUCUUUUAAAUUGAUCAUUAUUAUUUCAUGUCCGUAGCUAUUCUUCUUUCUUUUUAAUUGAUCGAAUCAUUGAUUUGUUUUCCACACUUAUUGUUUCUGGGCUUGAUUCGGACACGCCAAAGUGGGAUGCCUCGCGGAGAACAUUUGUUGGAAGAAGAUUCCGCGCGGCUGCGAGGGUGACUGAAUGAUAGUAUCCCCUCUCAGUCUGAGACGUGCCAUGGAUGGGAAACUUAAUUUGUAUCAGCGGAACCGAUCGGGGAAUAGCCGUCGCAUCAAAUAACUGCUGCUGACAGCGAUCAGGACGAAUGUCAUAGGAUGAACACUGCUGGUGGGGUGUGUCUGUCUGUGCUGUCCUCUCUCCUGGCUGUGGCUGGGGCACUGGCUGCCGUGUCUGCCCUCGCUCUAGCUCCUCUCUCUGCCCUGGCUGAGGCUGCCUAUGGGGUUGCCAAUAGCGUCCCCAGCACCGGGGCAGAGGGGGCCCCCUCGCCUUUGUCCUCACCAUGCUCCAGCCUUGUAGCUGGGGUGCUCUAUGGCUCUUUCUCCCUAAGGGAGCUUUUUCCCUCCAGGGCACCGGGUUGUUCCUGGUCUCUGGAAAACCCGGAUCCCACCAAGUACUCCCUCUAUCUCCGCUUCACGCGCCACCCUGUCAUUUGUAGGACACACUCCCCCAUGCUCCUUUCCCUUGACCACCACCUAGCUAAUCAAAGCUGUCCCCUGCACUUACAGACGGCCACAGCCAGAGAUCAGGAAGUCAUCGAUCUUUGUGGCAGCCGCACCAGUUCAGACGGACCUUACUCCUUUCUGCAGUUCGAUAAGAACUUUGUCCAACUGUGUCUAACGAGACAUCCAGCUGCAGAUGAGCCUCAGGUAUCUAAGGAAUUGCUGGAGCUGAGACUGGUAGAGGUGUUACUCAUUAACAACGAAAACUCCAGUCAGUUUACCUGCGGUGUGCUCUGCCGAUGGUUCGAGGAGUGUUUGCGCACUGAUCACAAUGGAGACCAGGAGGUUUCUGAUGGGGAUGGUUGUGGGAUGACCCAGACAGGCUGUAUUUGUCCAAAUCACAACAUCAUGGCACCACCUGUUCCUCUGCUCCCAGAGACACCGCACACUUUCAGUAACGGGUCACUGGCUCCUGAUGACUGUUGCGUCACCGAACUGCAUUCCAAUGAUGCAAUCGCCAUAGCGCCCCGAGACGUACGACAAGACCCGUAUGAUGACGACCUGAAGGUGAAGACCCAAAGACCACGAUCAGCUGACCAGCCAGGUGUGUUUCAGGCACAAACAGGUGACCCAGCAGCGGAGGAAUGGUCGCAGUGGAGUGUGUGUUCUCUGACAUGUGGGCAGGGCUGGCAAGUGAGGACCCGAUCGUGUGUUUCUUCUCCCUAUGGGACACUGUGCAGCGGUGCCCUGCGGGAAACACGCAUGUGCAACAACACGGCCUCUUGCCCAGGUGAACCCGGAAUCACAGGCUCAGUGCAUGGGCUGUGGGAGGAAUGGUCGUCAUGGAGUCUGUGCUCUGUGACCUGUGGGCGGGGCUCCAGGACACGAACCAGGAAGUGCAUGGACGGCAGCGGGGCUGUAGCUUGUGGACGGCCUGAGGUUCAGACCAAACUCUGCAACAUAGCAGUGUGUCCUGUGGAGGGCCAGUGGUCAGACUGGGGGCCUUGGUCGAAAUGCAGCGUGACUUGUGACACAGGGACCGAGCAGAGGCAGAGGCGCUGUAGCCCAUCGGUGCACGGCUGGGCUGAAUGCAAAGGCCCCCAUCAGGAGAGCAGAGAAUGCACCAACCCUUCGUGCUCCGGUGGAGGUAACUGGGGCAGCUGGAACCACUGGAGUCUCUGCAGCAAGACGUGUGACUCUGGAUGGCAGCGGCGCAUCAGGAUGUGCGAGGGCACUGGAUUGCAAGGCUACCCCUGUGAUGGCUUAGGAGAGGAGGUCCGGUCGUGUAAUGAGAAAAAGUGCCCUGCGCCUCAUGAGAUAUGCAAAGACGAGCAUCUCCUCUCGAUGUCAUGGAAGAGAGCCUCAGCUGGAGAAACUGUCUACAACAAAUGUCCAACGAAUGCUACUGGAUCUGCUAGUCGUCGUUGUAUGCUGGACAAUAAUGGAGUUGCUUUCUGGGGUCCUCCGAGCUUCGCCAGAUGCGUCUCACUUGAAUAUAGAUAUUUACAUUUAUCUUUACGAGAGCAUCUCGCGAAGGGUCAGAGGACCCUGGCUGGGGAGGGCAUGUCUCAGAUCGUACGGAGUCUCCUGGAGCUCUUGCAGAGAAGGAGCUACUACAGUGGCGACCUUCUCUUUUCCACGGAGAUCCUGCGAAAUGUGACGGACACCUUCAAAAGAGCAACCUACAUCCCAGCUCCCGACGACGUGCAGAAAUUCUUCCAGAUUGUCAGCCACAUGUUGGACAUUGAAAAUUUAGAAAAAUGGGAGGACGCUCACCAGAUCGCUCCCGGUGCUGCUUUGCUGAUGAGGAUAUUGGAAGAUUUCAUUCACCUCAUUGGAGAGGCCCAGAAGCCUUUUCAGAGUUUUCUAGUGGUUACCAACAACCUCAUGGUAACCAUUCAGAGAGAACCAGUGUCAGCAGUUUCCAGCGAUAUCAACUUCCCCAUGAAGGGCCGGAGGGGCAUGAAGGACUGGGCCCGAACAGCGGAAGAUAAGCUCUACAUCCCGAAAGAGGUUUUCACCAUCCCACCUGAAGAGCAAGAAGCCGAAACAGAAUCUACAAUGUACUAUGUCAUUGGAGCCAUCUUGUACAGGACACUUGGCAUCAUUUUACCUCCAGCGACUCCGCCUGCAGUGAUCAACUCCAAAAUCCUGACCGUGACAAUACGACCGGAACCACAACCCAGUGAGCCCAUGGUGGUGGUGGAGCUGUCACCGCUAUUAAAUGGUACAUCAGAUCCUCAGUGCGUUGUCUGGGACUAUGGAAACCCGGAAGCUGGCGCAGAAAACUGGGGCACAGAAGGCUGCCAAACGCUCGCGUCAACCGCUGUCCAUACCAAAUGCCUGUGCAGCAGAAUAUCCACCUACGCCGUGUUAGCGCAGCAAGCUAAAGACCCGGACAUGGGUCCUACCAGCAUGCCCUCUGUGCCCCUUAUGGUGGGGUGCGGCAUCUCCUGCACCGCUCUGCUCAUCCUGCUGCUAAUAUAUGCUGCCUUCUGGAGGUAUAUCCGGUCGGAGAGAUCGAUCAUCUUGGUGAAUUUUUGCCUCUCCAUCCUGGCCUCCAAUUUAUUAAUUCUGGUCGGACAAUCACAAACGCUUAGCAAGGGCCUCUGUACUGUGACUGCUGCCUUCCUGCAUUUCUUCUUCUUGGCAUCUUUCUGCUGGGUGCUGACUGAGGCGUGGCAGUCCUACCUGGCAGUCAUUGGCAAAAUGAGGUCACGACUCAUUCGCAAGCGGUUUCUGUGCCUCGGCUGGGGUCUUCCAGCCCUUGUUGUAGCAGUGUCAGUGGGUUUCACCAGAGCGAGAGGUUACGGCACAGCCAGCUAUUGCUGGCUAUCGUUGGAAGGCGGUUUGCUUUAUGCCUUUGUUGGGCCAGCUGCUGUCAUUGUAUUGGUGAAUAUGCUUAUUGGAAUCGUGGUGUUUAACAAGCUCAUGUCUCGAGACGGCAUCUCAGACAAGUCUAAAAAGCAGCGUGCUGGUGUCCCAGCGGAGGCGCGUAGCCGACUGCUCCUGAAAUGCUCCAAGUGUGGCGUGAUCUCAAGCACCGUUAUGUCCAACUCGACUGCCAGCAGCGCCAUGGCAUCUCUGUGGAGCUCCUGUGUGGUUCUCCCGCUGCUAGCGUUAACCUGGAUGUCAGCGGUCCUGGCCAUAACUGACCGGCGCUCCACACUCUUCCAGGUUCUCUUUGCCGUCUUUGACUCUGUUCAAGGCUUUGUUAUCAUCACCGUCCACUGCGCCAUGCGCCGAGAGGUGCAGGACGCAGUGCGCUGUCGAAUGGGGGGAUGUAAAGACGACAGCGAAAACUCACCAGACUCCUGCAAGAAUGGACAGGUGCAGAUCAUGAAAUGUGCAAAUGUGAGCGCCUGUGGAAAGCAGAGCGGGUCUUUGCGUUACGGCACAUCACUGUGCUUAUCAGGUUGCCACGCACAGCCGCUCCCACCAGCGUGCCACCAGACAUCCCAGCAAGGCUGUUACCACAGUCUGACCCAUGGCAACCACAGCCACGCAUUGAGCCAUGUUAAUGAGCAUACCCCCAUCCUCAACAACAACCAUAACCACGCCCAUAAUCACAUCAGCAGCCAACCAACGGAUUUUGAGAAGGACGUUGACUUGGCUUGUCAAACAGAGAGAGGACACCCAUUCAUUUUCAAAGAGGUGAACACCUGUAACCCAGCCACUAUCACUGGGACCCUUUCCCGCAUCUCCCUGGAUGAUGAGGACGAUCCUAAGCUGGCAGCCCAUCAGGAGGGCGGAGUAGGGGUCAACUUCAGCACUCUCCCAGGGAACAUCCCCCCUCCUAACCUUAUUGUACAGGUUCCACCUCUGGGAGGCCUCAAUGAGCUGAGUGAGACCCCCCUAAAGAAGGAAGUGAAUGUGGACCAGCAGAGACAACAGGGACAGCAACGCGGCGGCGCUCCGAUCUACCUGUGCACCGAGAGUGGCCUGGGCUGGGCUCGACCUCCGGCUUCAUCCAACACCUCCCAGGACGGAAGUGCUGGAAGCGGAGGGGGUGGGGGAGACGGAGGAGAGGGGGGUGGUGGAGGAGAGGGGGACUACAUGGUCUUACCUCGCAGGACAGUCACUUUCAAACCUGCAACACCCUCCUCCCAAGGAGGAGGCCUGGGACUGGGGGGUGAGGACAAGCCUCUCAACAUUGCAGUGGAGGAUCCUCCCUUCCCGCCACCUCCCUCUCCUCUGACCCUUCACCCGGCAGAGAGUGAGGCCUAUCCGGCAGAUUUUGUGCCAUCCAGUGUGGGUGACAUGAACAUCACCAUGAACCUCAACCGCUCCUUUGGGACGAUCAAAACAUUGCCCCAUGGGCAGGGCCACUUGAUGCCUCAGGGUGGUCUUGUGCACUCCCAUGGAGGACAUAUGCAUUCCCAUGGGAAUUCUUUGCAGCUAAAGCCGGGCCAGAGACCUUCAGUCAGACAGAUUCUGACAGGGGGAACAACAGUGGAGAGAACCAGGACCCUGCCACGCAACCUGGGCAGCACCAAUGCCAACACCAGCCUCUCAGCAGGAUCCCUGGAGAGGAAAAGAGUACGGUACUCUGAACUGGACUUCGAGAAAGUGAUGCACACUCGCAAAAGACAUUCUGAGCUGUACCAUGAGCUCAACCACUCGUCCAAGUUCCACACCAUAGACAGGUAUAGCAGGGACCCAGCCAUGUCCACAUUCAAGAGGGAAAAGCGAUGGAGCAUUUCGUCUGCCGGCGGUGAAAAGAACUCAUCGAGUGACAAGUCAACCCCAGAGGACCAAAGCUCCUGGGACAGCUUCAAGACCAUGACCCCCGAGCUGUCCAUCGUGCCCGGGGAGCAGAAGGACCGGAUGGAACUGCACAAUAAAAACUGGGACUCGUCCUCGGCUAACACCCCCGACUCAUCCGAGGGAGACUUCCAGACUGAAGUGUGAAGACACGCAGACGUGUGAAGACACCCACUGAAACAGACACGCUCUCUCGUGCCGAGGUGCAGAUGCACACAGAGACACCGGACUACUGAAAAGCUAUACAUAGGUACACGAGUUCUCUGCAAGGAUCACACACACUCUCUACUACUCCCCGCCUCCCCAUCUCCUGCGAUGUGCUCUGUCGGAUCCCAUAGUGUAUGUUUACUGCUGCAGCGGACAGACAUGGAAAGAAGACUGUUCUACUCUAUAUUUUCGCAAAGACUAUUGAAAAGAAAGAACAGGGGCUUGACAUGUCUGUGACUGAUUAAAAAAAGAGAAGAUUUUUAAAUGAACUUUAAAAGAAAAAAGAAAAAAAAACUAUGAGAAACUUAUUUCCGAGAAAUUGUCUUGAUUUUAUUCUGGAGAAGAUAAAAAAAGAUAACCUCUUUCAAUUGUUUCAUGACUUUGAGGUGGGGGUGGGAGAUAUUUGUUUUAUAGCAAGGGGAAAAGAUCUCACUGAGGUUUCUCACACUUGGGUAGCCUCCCCUCCUCCUCCCUUCCAAGGCACCCUGUUCUCAAUUUGCUUUCCCCCUUGAGAAUCAAAUUGGUCAGUCUUUAUCUAUUCCUUUUUUCUUUUCUUUUUUUCUUAUUUGAACGGACAGGGAAUGUGGGGGCGGAGGGUGGGGACAGAGCCUCUCGAUGAUAUGUGCCAUCCUCUCUUCUGUUUUUCAGGUUUCAUUUCAACACUUUUAUUCACCCGUUCCUAUCGCACUCUUUGUGUUAACAUCACAUUCCUUCACUCGGUAUGUUUUUUUUAUGGUUUGGUUCCCCAAAAUAAAAAACAAAUGUCCUCCCCUACAGGAAAAAUAACACGACUGAAACAAAUAACUACCAACCGAGUUGUGUUCUAUGGUCCCAUUGAUGAAAAAAGAAUCGAUUCAUUUGGAGAAUUUGGUUGGGUUUGUGCUUGUGAUGCUUUUUCAUUCUUAUUAUAUAUCUAUUUGUUUUAUUUCCUGUAAACAGUUACACAGCACAUAAAUGUGAGCUUGCUUUCUGACAUAAUGUGCACCACGUGAGAUCCCCCGCCCCCUGCCCCCAAUAGAGGGAACAAAAAAGGAUGCGACUCAUGCAGAUUCAUGCAUCUCCUUCUUUUCCCCUCUGCUGCUUAAAGAAAAGAGUAGUACAAGACUUAAAUAUCUGACUCCAUUUCAACCAUCACCAGUCGUAGUAAAGCCAGAAAAGAAGAAUAUCUCAGGCACUUCUGCCUACAAGGAAUGCUUUUGAGAUCCUGAGAAAUGUGCUGCUUUAGAGUGAAGAAUUGAUCAGUUUCCCCCAGUCAAAAAACCUCUGUUAGCUUCAAAUGACCUGAGGAGGAUUUUGAAUCCAGUAAUGAGACAUCACACGAUCCGAGGACUUCAUCACGAGCUCUACAAACAUGCCUUUCUUUGCUUACAGCGCCGCUCCUCUGUUGCUCACUCUGCCCACUCAGUGUCGUGCUCCUAGAAGGCAUGAAGUCUAGCAGCAGAGCAGAGAUAUGUAAUUCCCCGCUCGCAGAAAGACGGGGAGGGAAUCACAGGUUAUAAGGCUACAAGGUGUCAGACUGAGGAGGAGCCGAUGGUGAUGUUUUCUGCUUGACAUUCUACCUCCGUACUUCAGCGGUUACAAAAGGACGACCAGUUUUCUGCUGCUGCUACAUUAGCACAUCAGUCCUCCACACACCAGCAGAGAGAAAGUGUCAGAGAGUGCAGGAUGAAUUCAAAUGAUAGCUCCAUAACUUUUCUGUCUAUGUUCAAAGCAGCUGCCAUUAAUCUAACAGUGUGGAUAGAAAAAAAAAUAGAGACAGCUUAUGGGUGAAGAAACGAAGAAAAAUGGUAGCCGAGGAGGAAAGUUCUAAAUAUACACAGCAAAAAAGAAAAAAAGCCAGAGGCAGGCAGAGAUGCCGAGGAAGGGGAGCGCUCAAAAACAGUAAUUAUCCGGGGAUGGCGAUUUGUCCUGACAUUUUCCAAUGCAGCCCUCAAACCAUCUGUUUAAAGAUCCCUAAUGUGGUAGUAGAGCAGCACAGCGCAGAUGGUGAGACAAGAGCGCGGCCCUCCUAACCUUUCAAGUUAAUCAGCCGAUAAGCAAACCUACAGCUCGCCCUCUCUCAGAGGAGCGAGAUAGGUUUGAUCCCAAGUUGCCGAGCUAAGGUCACAUUCACCUGACCUUCUGUGAGGAGGCUCUGCUUUUCCAGAUCUACUGCACAGUGUGUCCAACAGAACAAAGCGACUGUCUGCCAGGCCCCCAUGUGAGUCCAUGAGAAACCAAUCAUUUGUAGACCCCCCCCCUUCCCAUCAGAAACCCACAACAAUAGUCAGGUUUGAUUUUCACACAAUGUGACGUUUUGAUACAGCCCCCCUCCCCGAUUUGUUUAUUGCAGCGUGAACAGCUUCAGGCGCGGUGAUGAAUGGCUUUUAAGUUUUCUUCUCGGAGUAAAUGGUAAGUGAGACGCUGCCUGUCUGAUUGAGAUAUUCAUCUUGGGUCUUAACAUUUCGAAUCUUCAACGUUUUCCUCUUCUGCGAUGCAUAUUUAACCACGAGAAGAUGCCGGUCAGAAUGCCAUCUCAAUUUUUCUUCCUGUCAGUCUUACAAGAAUCAACCCACACAAACAAGUACAAAGCUAAGGAGAGAAAAUUUGCAACUCAACUCCAUGUUCAAGCCAACUUAACCCCCCCCACCCCCACCCCAUGUUCACCUUCGCCCUCCACCCUGAUGCUUCAGUGUUAACCCGACUGCUACAACCAUCCAACAUUCCUGGUUUAUUACUGAAAACUCAUCCCUUUCUCCAUUUUUGUUCUUUUUAUACAUAAGAUUGUACAAAGUAGUCCUCUAAUGUUUUCAUAGUGUCUUUUUUAUAUGAAAAUAAAUUUUCAAAUCGA